AUGACGGGAACCUCUCCUCCAGCAGCAAGCGCGCGAUCCAGGAACUCUGUGGCCAAAAAUCCCAAGAAGCUCAGAGAUGCCUUCGACGCUCACUUUCAAACUGGCCAUGACCCACGGCAGCCCUUGUUUGCGGGAGAUCUGAUCUUCAGCGUCCUCGGUUCGUUCAGCAGCAACACCCAAUCCCUAUCGAGCGGGACUGAGUCCUAUGAGGGCUUCCAGGUCCCGAGCAACGCCUUUGUCAGUUCCGAGGUCUCCAAAGGAAGUGAGAGCGUCAUGUCUCCGUUAGAGAGCGUCAAGACCCCCGUCCAGAGUUUUCCGGUAGAGAGCUUCAAGACCCCUGUCCGGACACUCCAGAUGUCUACGGCGGAGAGCGUCGAGACCCCCGUCCAGCGGUCAUCGGUAUUGUGUGAGCAGUCGCUACUGGAGGCUGCGACGGCGAUAUACGAGGGCAGAGUAGACGAGGCUUCGGAGAUCCUGAGGCGCUCGUCUGUCGUGCCGCAAACCAUGGGUAAUUCAAAGCAGAAAUUGAUGGGAUACAUGUUGUCUGCUCUUAAAUCGCGCGUGAGCCCAGUCGAUUACCCCCCUCCCGUGGCGGAGUUGUUCACCGAGGAACAUGUGUCGUCGGUUCGGUCACUUUACGAUCUGUCUCCUUGUUUUAGGCUCUGUUUCCUGGCUGCCAAUAAAGCGAUCUUGGAAGCUGCAUCGGAGCAACCCUCCACUAACAAGCUCCAUGUAAUUGAUUUCGAUAUUGGUUGGGAAGGACAGUACAACAAUCUCCUUGACGAUCUGUCCAUGCGUCAGGAGGGCAAUCAAUUCACCCUCAAAAUCACGACGCUCGCAGACAGCUUCUACGGUGAGAAGUGGCUCAGGAUGCUUGGGGACCGACUGAGUUUACACGCGGCCCAGGUGAAAGUUAUGUUAGUAUUCAACAUCGUGAGCCAGAACCUGAGAGAGUUGAGCCGCGACUUGCUGGGCUGCGAGCCAGACGAGGUGCUGGCGGUGAACUUGGCGUUCAAGCUGAACAGAAUGCCGGACGAGAGCGUGUCCACGGAGAUCACGCGUGACGAGCUCCUCCAGCGCGUGAAGGGGCUGGCGCCACAGGUGGUGACGCUGGUGGAGCACGAGAUGAACGGGAACACGGCGCCAUUCCCGAUGCGCGUGGAGGAGGCGCUGGCGUACUACGGGGUGCUGCUCGCGUCGUUUAAUUGUCUAUUGCCGAGGGACAAGUCGAAGCGACCGAGGGCGGAGGAGGGGCUGAGUUGGAGAUUGGGGAACUCGGUUGCUUGCAAAGGUAGGGACAGGGUUGAAAGAUGCGAGGUGUUCGGGAAGUGGAGGGCCCGCAUGGGGAUGGCUGGGUUCAAGUUGAAGCCACUGGGUCCACACGUGGCCAAAUCAAUGCAGAAGUGCCUCCACUUUCAUGUUUUGAACUCGGGAUUCACGGCGAAAGAAGAGAAUGGGGGGGUUUGCUUUAGCUGGAGCGGCCGAACUCUCACCGUCGUAUCUGCUUGGCGAUAA
Molecule: messenger RNA, 1515 nt
Organism: Eucalyptus grandis
Lineage: Eukaryota; Viridiplantae; Streptophyta; Magnoliopsida; Myrtales; Myrtaceae
Product: scarecrow-like protein 8
Exons: 2
Coding region: 1-1515 (504 amino acids)
Biological process (GO): regulation of DNA-templated transcription
Cellular component (GO): nucleus
Molecular function (GO): sequence-specific DNA binding; DNA-binding transcription factor activity
Source: RefSeq, a predicted model, not a curated record